Messenger RNA from Nannospalax galili (Upper Galilee mountains blind mole rat), 3232 nucleotides. RefSeq names its product nuclear receptor subfamily 2 group E member 1 (gene Nr2e1). NCBI's taxonomy places the organism in Eukaryota, Metazoa, Chordata, Mammalia, Rodentia, Spalacidae. The record is from RefSeq and is a predicted model, not a curated record. The transcript is spliced from 9 exons. Gene Ontology annotation, molecular function: RNA polymerase II cis-regulatory region sequence-specific DNA binding; zinc ion binding; nuclear receptor activity. The coding region runs from base 737 to 1894 and encodes 385 amino acids. Gene Ontology annotation, biological process: cell differentiation; anatomical structure development; negative regulation of transcription by RNA polymerase II.
CCUGUCAGAGCUCUUCUGGAGAUAUUACAGGGGACCCAGUCCGCAGCGACAGGCACAAAGUCACAGGGUAAUGAACUUCGGGGACCCUUCGCCGUUGCGUGAGCGACUGUCCCCAGAAACCCGGACCUGGCCACCUCUUCCUACGGAAGAUCUAGCAGCAGUCUAGUUUCCCCACUUGGCGCCAGGUUCCUGCAGCGUGGAGCUCAUCUGCCUCAGAGACUGCGCUUGUGGUUUUCGUCUUUCCUUAGAAGACCAGCGGUCUGUAAAGAUCUGCCCACCCUCUGCAUGCCUAUGUAGAGGGAGAGAUUGAAAACCGAGUGACAGGAAUGGGGAAAGAGAGGGCUUUUGCCCUUUUGGCUCCAUAGGAAGACUGUUUUCGUGUCUCCAUCUCUGUCCUUCAAUACCCCCCUCCUUGUGCUGUCCUCCCUUUUCUCCAGCCUGCCUGUCCAUCUCUCCAUCUGUCUGUUCAUGCGUGUGUCCACAUCAAGCAGCAUUCCCAGCAGUUGCGGUUUUGCAAGAGCGGGGAACAAACUUAAGGAUGCUUAAAUUUCCACUCUGGAACGAAUUCUGAGCGCCCAGAGAGCAGGGCAGAGCGCGACCAGCAUCCACCUGUCCGGCCCGGGAGCCCUGCAGGCUGGAGGUCGGCUGGAGAGCUGCGGCGGCGGGCAGCGAGGCGGUCGCUGCUGGCCGGGACUCUGGCAGUGCCCACCAACCGCUCCGCCCCGGGACCGCCAGCAUGAGCAAGCCCGCCGGAUCAACAAGCCGCAUUUUAGACAUCCCCUGCAAAGUGUGUGGUGACCGAAGCUCAGGGAAGCACUACGGGGUCUACGCUUGCGAUGGCUGCUCAGGGUUUUUCAAGCGGAGUAUUCGAAGGAACAGGACGUAUGUCUGCAAGUCCGGAAACCAGGGAGGCUGCCCGGUAGACAAGACACACAGAAACCAGUGCAGGGCGUGUCGGCUGAAGAAGUGUUUGGAAGUCAACAUGAACAAAGAUGCGGUGCAGCACGAGCGGGGGCCUCGGACGUCCACCAUCCGCAAACAGGUGGCCCUCUACUUCCGCGGUCACAAGGAGGAGAACGGGGCAGCGGCGCACUUCCCCUCCGCCGCGCUACCGGCUCCAGCCUUCUUUACAGCAGUCACACAGCUGGAACCACACGGCCUGGAACUGGCCACUGUGUCUGCCACCCCUGAGCGGCAGACCCUCGUGAGCCUGGCUCAGCCCACGCCUAAGUAUCCCCAUGAAGUGAAUGGGACCCCAAUGUAUCUCUAUGAAGUGGCCACUGAGUCGGUGUGUGAAUCAGCAGCCAGGCUUCUCUUUAUGAGCAUCAAGUGGGCAAAGAGUGUGCCAGCCUUUUCCACAUUGUCUUUGCAAGACCAGCUGAUGCUUUUGGAAGAUGCUUGGAGAGAACUGUUUGUUCUAGGAAUAGCACAAUGGGCCAUUCCGGUUGAUGCUAACACUCUACUGGCUGUAUCUGGCAUGAAUAGUGACAACACAGAUUCUCAGAAGCUCAGCAAGAUCAUAUCUGAAAUACAGGCUUUGCAAGAGGUUGUAGCUCGGUUUAGACAGCUCCGGCUAGAUGCUACGGAAUUUGCCUGUCUGAAAUGCAUUGUCACUUUCAAAGCUGUUCCUACACACAGUGGUUCUGAACUUCGAAGUUUCCGGAAUGCUGCCGCCAUUGCAGCUCUUCAAGAUGAGGCUCAGCUCACUCUCAACAGCUACAUCCAUACCAGAUAUCCCACCCAACCUUGCCGUUUUGGGAAACUCCUGUUGCUUUUGCCAGCUUUACGUUCUAUUAGUCCGUCCACCAUAGAAGAAGUAUUUUUCAAAAAAACCAUUGGCAAUGUGCCAAUUACAAGACUGCUUUCAGACAUGUAUAAAUCCAGUGAUAUCUAAGCUCUCUAGGUACCCACUUUUCAAGAUGGGGCAGUAUCAAAUGAACUCCUACCCUUGCAGGACAAGCCUCAACUAACAAACCCUUCAGGAAGCAGAAACCUGGGAACGUGUAGCCUUCAGGAAAACAUGCUGGCGGACACAAAAACAAUAGUUAUGGCCUGCUGCUCCACUGGGGUAGGGCAGCUGGAAGGUGAGGUGGUCGAGCAGGACCACCUGAUGGGAAGUCACUGCUGCCGUGCCCUGGGAGGGGCAAACUGGGGGUCACCACAGACUGAGCCAUUCUGCCUGUGGCCUGGAAGAUCCCGCUGAACUAUCAAAAGUUGAAAGACAAGUUGUGUUUUCUUUUCCUUUUUAGCACAUGAAGUCAGUUGACCAACUAUAGCUCUGUGUAUAACAUCAUAUUGCGGCCUUUAGAACUAUGCUGUGUUGGGGCAUUUAUUUUAAAAAAUAAUGGUUAGGUUUUAAAUCAAAAAUAUUAUCAAAAUUUCCCUUCUAUCGUAAUAAUUCAUUAAGUGGCCUUCAGAACCAAGCGAGCCAGUGAAAAGUAGCUUGUGCCAUGUGGUUUCCUCUUCCUGUCUCCCCUUUCCCUAUCUUUUCCUGUUCUUUCUCCUCCUUCUUUUCUUAAUACCAUAGGCCAGACAACCUUGUCAAAGGAAUUAGUGAACAAAAAUGAGAUUCUCACCAAGCCUUUAGGUUAAAUAACAUCUCAAAAACAGAAGAGCUUUACUAAAAGAACCCAAGUAGAGGGAGGAUGAGUCAAAACAGCAAAACCAAAUAAAGUGGAGAUGAGUGAUUGGGUGAGCAGGUCGCUGUCCGUCAACACAGUGCUGAAACCAAAGGCAAUGGGUUCCAACUCAUGGGUCAGUGAGUCACAACAGAUGGCACAUGAACAGAGAUGCAAGCCGGAAGGAACUUCAAGGGAAUAAAUGCUAAAUGGUUUCCUGACUGAUCCAUUGCUAACAGCCUGAGACUCUUGAAUGCCUUCAGAAAACCCUGGUUUCUAGUAAAGCCUUGAAUGCACGCACACACAUAAGCAUGCACAUCUACACACACAUGCACAUGUGUACACACAUGUAUACACACAUGCACACACAUGCAUACACUCACACCACACCGUCCUACACUAUAAGCUGCUCCUUUGGUAUGAAUCUAUGCUUAUGGAUAUGUAGAAACGAACACUUUUAAAUAGCUGCUGUACUUUUCACACUUUGAUUUAUUAGAUACUAGUACUGAGGGAAAAAAUUCAGCACUUGGACUGUUAUAGGAUGAGUAAAACUUCUCUUGUACAAAGUGAAUUAACUGAUUUGUGAAGUUAAAAGGUUGUACUCAUUGUAUUUA